AUGAACCAGAGGAAGCUGGUCUCAUCUAUAAAAGACACCACUCCUAACUUGGAUCAUGCAAAACCUUCUGCCAAAGAAGACUAUGGCUCUUCUUCUUCUGUGAGUGCAAUUAAGAAAGAGGAGAAUGGAAACGCUAGUGUUAGCCCAAGCAAUUAUGGCAAGUCAUUUUUGAACAAAUUACCAGAAGCUAACAAGACUUCUCCUCUAGAGAGAAGCAAACAAAGCUCAGCCUCUGUGCAAUCUUCUUCCCCAUCCGGUGUAGCCAGUAGUGGGAAACCUUGGUCUAGCGUAGUAGCCUCUAGUGUAGAUCCUCCUUAUAAACCGUCUUCUAAGCAAACUUCUUGUGACAACCCGCCCCGUGGGACUACCCAUCCACUAUCCUCUUACCUGACAAAAACACCAAGUAUAAAGACCGAGGAGUACAUGGAAACAAAAGAGGAAAAAACACAUGAAGAAGAAGCCAGCAGUGAUACUAAUGAACCUGUGAGGGAUGAAGAGAAGCCAUCUCCACUGGCCGAAGCAAAUGUCAUGAAUGUGAUACUGCUUGUUGUUUUGUUUGAUUUGAUAGGUGGCCUUGGAGAUGUAGCAGGUGCUUUGCCAAAGGCUUUGGCUCGCCUUGGACAUAGGGUUAUGGUUGUGGUUCCUCGGUAUGCAGAGUAUGAAGAAGCUAAAGAUGUAGGGGUACGGAAGAGAUAUGAGGUGGCUGGGCAGGAUAUGGAAGUAAUGUACUUCCAUGGUGUGGAUUUUGUUUUCAUUGAUAGUCCUGUGUUCCGGCAUCUCAGUAAUAACAUUUACGGUGGAAACAGACUCGAUAUCUUGAAGCGCAUGGUUUUGUUUUGCAAAGCCGCUGUUGAGGUUCCUUGGUAUGUUCGUGGAGGUGUCUGCUAUGGAGAUGGCAAUUUGGCUUUCAUCGCAAAUGAUUGGCACACUGCUUUGCUCCCUGUCUACUUGAAAGCCUAUUACCGAGAUCACGGAUUAAUGAAAUACACACGUUCUGUUCUUGUAAUCCACAACAUUGCUCACCAGGGUCGAGGACCGGUAGAUGAUUUCUCAUACGUGGAUCUACCGGGGCAUUACUUGGACAGCUUCAAGCUGUACGACCCUGUGGGAGGAGAGCACUUCAACAUCUUCGCGGCUGGUCUUAAAGCUGCGGAUAGAGUUCUCACCGUUAGGCAUGGAUACUCCUGGGAGGUUAAGACCUUAGAAGGAGGCUGAGGUCUUCACAACAUCAUAAGCGAAAACGACUGGAAGUUUAGAGGCAUUGUGAACGGUAUCGACACAAAAGAAUGGAACCCAAAAUUUGAUCUUCACCUGCACUCUGACGACUACACAAACUAUUCCUUGGAGACUCUUCACAUCGGCAAGCCUCAAUGCAAAGCUGCGUUACAGAGAGAGCUCGGUUUACCUGUUAGACCGGACGUUCCUCUGAUCGGUUUUAUCGGAAGAUUGGAUCACCAGAAAGGUGUUGAUCUGAUAACUGUGGCGGUUCCGUGGAUGAUGAGCCAGGAUGUUCAGCUGGUUAUGUUAGGCUCAGGGAGACCUGAUCUUGAAGAGGUCCUCAGACGAAUGGAGUAUCAGUACAGGGACAAAGCACGAGGAUGGGUUGGUUUCUCGGUUAGAACAGCUCACAGGAUAACAGCUGGUGCUGACGUUCUGCUUAUGCCUUCGAGGUUCGAACCGUGCGGUUUAAACCAGCUUUACGCGAUGAUGUAUGGAACCGUUCCGGUGGUCCAUGCGGUGGGAGGGUUGACUGAUUCAUGCUUUGGGAAACUGUUUGUUGACGUAUUUACGCGAUGAAGUAUGGAACCGUUCAGCAGGUAAGCUGAUUCAUGCUUUGGGAAACUGUUUGUUGACGUAUAGAGAGUAUAAGGAGAGCUGGGAAGGGCUUCAGAGAAGAGGGAUGACUCAAGAUUUGAGUUGGGAUAAUGCUGCUGAGAAUUAUGAAGAAGUUCUUGUUGCUGCUAAGUAUCAAUGGUGAGAGUUAAUAAAUAAAAGUUCUUUUUUUUUCUUCUUUUAGUGUCUGUAAAGAAUCUGUCUUUUGGAAUUGUUAAGAAGCAUAGUUGUGUAGAUUUUGUGAAAGCUUGGCAAAUUAGCAUG
Brassica rapa (field mustard) is the source of this 2097-nucleotide messenger RNA. RefSeq names its product starch synthase 2, chloroplastic/amyloplastic. NCBI's taxonomy places the organism in Eukaryota, Viridiplantae, Streptophyta, Magnoliopsida, Brassicales, Brassicaceae. Gene Ontology annotation, molecular function: alpha-1,4-glucan glucosyltransferase (UDP-glucose donor) activity. The record is from RefSeq and is a predicted model, not a curated record.